Molecule: messenger RNA, 7680 nt
Organism: Pan troglodytes (chimpanzee)
Lineage: Eukaryota; Metazoa; Chordata; Mammalia; Primates; Hominidae
Gene: GRIA1
Product: glutamate ionotropic receptor AMPA type subunit 1
Exons: 16
Coding region: 339-3149 (936 amino acids)
Biological process (GO): monoatomic ion transport
Cellular component (GO): membrane
Molecular function (GO): signaling receptor activity; ligand-gated monoatomic ion channel activity
Source: RefSeq, a predicted model, not a curated record
AGGGGGAGAGCGAGAGAGAGCAAGGGAGGGAGAGAGAGGCAGGCUGCGAGGGGAGAGGAGAGGGAGUGGGGGAGCCAGCGCUCCAGCUAGCAUGAGGACGGGCUUCUUUUCCCGUGCUCAGUUAAUCUGGCUGUCAGUUGGUGUUAACGCUGCAGUUUAAGUGCUCGGAUUCCAAGGGAAACAGACAAACCUCACGGAAGGAAGGAAGCAAGCAAGCAAGGAAGGAACUGCAGGAGGGAAAGAACAGGCAGAACAGCGAGAAGAAUAAAGGGAAAGGGGGGGAAACACCAAAUCUAUGAUUGGACCUGGGCUUCUUUUUCGCCAAUGCAAAAAGGAAUAUGCAGCACAUUUUUGCCUUCUUCUGCACCGGUUUCCUAGGCGCGGUAGUAGGUGCCAAUUUCCCCAACAAUAUCCAGAUCGGGGGAUUAUUUCCAAACCAGCAGUCACAGGAACAUGCUGCUUUUAGAUUUGCUUUGUCGCAACUCACAGAGCCCCCGAAGCUGCUCCCCCAGAUUGAUAUUGUGAACAUCAGCGACAGCUUUGAGAUGACCUAUAGAUUCUGUUCCCAGUUCUCCAAAGGAGUCUAUGCCAUCUUUGGGUUUUAUGAACGUAGGACUGUCAACAUGCUGACCUCCUUUUGUGGGGCCCUCCACGUCUGCUUCAUUACGCCGAGCUUUCCCGUUGAUACAUCCAAUCAGUUUGUCCUUCAGCUGCGCCCUGAACUGCAGGAUGCCCUCAUCAGCAUCAUUGACCAUUACAAGUGGCAGAAAUUUGUCUACAUUUAUGAUGCCGACCGGGGCUUAUCCGUCCUGCAGAAAGUCCUGGACACAGCUGCUGAGAAGAACUGGCAGGUGACAGCAGUCAACAUUUUGACAACCACAGAGGAGGGAUACCGGAUGCUCUUUCAGGACCUGGAGAAGAAAAAGGAGCGGCUGGUGGUGGUGGACUGUGAAUCAGAACGCCUCAAUGCUAUCUUGGGCCAGAUUAUAAAGCUGGAGAAGAAUGGCAUCGGCUACCACUACAUUCUUGCAAAUCUGGGCUUCAUGGACAUUGACUUAAACAAAUUCAAGGAGAGUGGCGCCAAUGUGACAGGUUUCCAGCUGGUGAACUACACAGACACUAUUCCGGCCAAGAUCAUGCAGCAGUGGAAGAAUAGUGAUGCUCGAGACCACACACGGGUGGACUGGAAGAGACCCAAGUACACCUCUGCGCUCACCUACGAUGGGGUGAAGGUGAUGGCUGAGGCUUUCCAGAGUCUGCGGAGGCAGAGAAUUGAUAUAUCUCGCCGGGGGAAUGCUGGGGAUUGUCUGGCUAACCCAGCUGUUCCCUGGGGCCAAGGGAUCGACAUCCAGAGAGCUCUGCAGCAGGUGCGAUUUGAAGGUUUAACAGGAAACGUGCAGUUUAAUGAGAAAGGACGCCGGACCAACUACACGCUCCACGUGAUUGAAAUGAAACAUGACGGCAUCCGAAAGAUUGGUUACUGGAAUGAAGAUGAUAAGUUUGUCCCUGCAGCCACCGAUGCCCAAGCUGGGGGCGAUAAUUCAAGUGUUCAGAACAGAACAUACAUCGUCACAACAAUCCUCGAAGAUCCUUAUGUGAUGCUCAAGAAGAACGCCAAUCAGUUUGAGGGCAAUGACCGUUACGAGGGCUACUGUGUAGAGCUGGCGGCAGAGAUUGCCAAGCACGUGGGCUACUCCUACCGUCUGGAGAUUGUCAGUGAUGGAAAAUAUGGAGCCCGAGACCCUGACACGAAGGCCUGGAAUGGCAUGGUGGGAGAGCUGGUCUAUGGAAGAGCAGAUGUGGCUGUGGCUCCCUUAACUAUCACUUUGGUCCGGGAAGAAGUUAUAGAUUUCUCCAAACCAUUUAUGAGUUUGGGGAUCUCCAUCAUGAUUAAAAAACCACAGAAAUCCAAGCCGGGUGUCUUCUCCUUCCUUGAUCCUUUGGCUUAUGAGAUUUGGAUGUGCAUUGUUUUUGCCUACAUUGGAGUGAGCGUUGUCCUCUUCCUGGUCAGCCGCUUCAGUCCCUAUGAAUGGCACAGUGAAGAGUUUGAGGAAGGACGGGACCAGACAACCAGUGACCAGUCCAAUGAGUUUGGGAUAUUCAACAGUUUGUGGUUCUCCCUGGGAGCCUUCAUGCAGCAAGGAUGUGACAUUUCUCCCAGGUCCCUGUCUGGUCGCAUCGUUGGUGGCGUCUGGUGGUUCUUCACCUUAAUCAUCAUCUCCUCAUAUACAGCCAAUCUGGCCGCCUUCCUGACCGUGGAGAGGAUGGUGUCUCCCAUUGAGAGUGCAGAGGACCUAGCGAAGCAGACAGAAAUUGCCUACGGGACGCUGGAAGCAGGAUCUACUAAGGAGUUCUUCAGGAGGUCUAAAAUUGCUGUGUUUGAGAAGAUGUGGACAUACAUGAAGUCAGCAGAGCCAUCAGUUUUUGUGCGGACCACAGAGGAGGGGAUGAUUCGAGUGAGGAAAUCCAAAGGCAAAUAUGCCUACCUCCUGGAGUCCACCAUGAAUGAGUACAUUGAGCAGCGGAAACCCUGUGACACCAUGAAGGUGGGAGGUAACUUGGAUUCCAAAGGCUAUGGCAUUGCGACACCCAAGGGGUCUGCCCUGAGAGGUCCCGUAAACCUAGCGGUUUUGAAACUCAGUGAGCAAGGCGUCUUAGACAAGCUGAAAAGCAAAUGGUGGUACGAUAAAGGGGAAUGUGGAAGCAAGGACUCCGGAAGUAAGGACAAGACAAGCGCUCUGAGCCUCAGCAAUGUGGCAGGCGUGUUCUACAUCCUGAUUGGAGGACUUGGACUAGCCAUGCUGGUUGCCUUAAUCGAGUUCUGCUACAAAUCCCGUAGUGAAUCCAAGCGGAUGAAGCUUUCUCCUGUCCCACUGGCUAGCACACUGCUGAAGCUCACACUUUCCCUUGCCCCCUGCCUCUCUGGCAGCAGCAUGAGCCAUCUCUGCCCAUCCCUCUCUCAAUCCAGCCCAGUAGGACCAACAGUGGCAAGAAGCAUAUGUGGAAUUCAAGCCAGAAGAUCACAGGAGACUUGCUGCCCCAACCCCACAGAAAUGACUUCCUGCUGCUCUAAUCUUUUUAUGAACGUGAAGCCAUGCCUGUGCCAGGAAGGGAAAGGUGAAGAGAGACCGCAUAUGCCCAGGACUUAGGAUUACCAUUUUCUACAUCUUGGGUUAAUCAUACACAAGUUCCCAGAAUCUUGAACUCUCACAGUUACAACAGCUGGAGGGUCACUAUCUUAACAUGCCUCUUGCUUGCAUUCUUCCAGGAACAUGCAUACUCACCAACCUCCUUCAGGUAACUGGGUUCACACUUAGCCUGCUCAGACUUUUUUAAGAUAAACAUCUCCACAAUGUUCAGUAAUACCUUGUGUAGCCAGGUAUGGUGGUUCGCAUCUGUAAUUCCAGCUACUCAAGAGGCUGAGGAAAGAGGAUCACUUGAGCCCAGGAGUUCAAGACCAGAACUGGGCCACCCCCAUCUCUAAAAAAAUAACAAGACCCCAUCUCUAAAAAAUUUUUUAAUAGUAGUAAUACAUCAUGUGACAUGAUUUCCUCAUUCUCCAGGGUCAUGUUAAGGGUCAACUAAGGCUAUAUGUAUGUAUGUGUGUAUGUCUCUGUAUUGUACAUGCAAGAAUAUUUGUAAUCUGCAGCAUGCUAUACUGGUUGUAAGGUAGCAUUAUUGUUAUUAUUAUUUCCACAGUUUGGGUUCCUCCUCUGCAUUCUAGUGAUGCUUCAGUUUGUCACUUUACCCCAAGGUAACCCCCAGAUAUCUCAACAUCACCAACUCCCUCAUCUUCAAGAAGAGAAAGAAGACAGCAGCUCAUAUUUAAUGAGCACAGUGUUAAUUAAGCACUUUGUAUCACUAUGCCAUUUGAUCCUCUUAAGAACCCUGUGCUUGCCGGGCACAGUGGCUCACGCCUGUAGUCCCAGCACUUUGGGAGGCCAAGGUGGGCGGAUCACGAGGUCUAGAGAGCAAGACCAUCCUGGCUAACACGAUGAAACCCCAUCUCUACUAAAAAUACAAAAAAUUAGCCAGGCAUGGUGGUGGGCGCCUAUAGUCCCAGCUACUCAGGAGGCUGAGGCAGGAGAAUGGCGUGAAGGUGGAGCUUGCAGUGAGCCACGAUCGCACCACUGCACUCCAGCCUGUGUGAUAGAACGAGACUCUGUGUCAAAAAAAAAAAAAAGAGAGAUACUGUGAUUAUCCUCAUGUUACAGAUGAAGAAACUAAGGCCAAGAGUAAACAAGUAACUUGCACAAGAUUGAAAAUUAUAAAAGGUAGAGUUAAAAUCUGGGUCCAAAUCUGUGGGACUCCAGCUCCUGACCCUCUAACCAUGAGACUACCGGGUUUUGGAAGUCACCCAAUGUGAGAGGCCAUCAUCUGCUCUGUUCUGUUCAUUCAUUAGGAAUUCGAUAUUUUGGGAAAAGGGUCCCUGUCCUCAAAGAGGAAGUGGUCUAGGAAAUGCAGCAAGAAAAAAGCAGGUGGUGUGGUAGCAGGUGCCUCUGUCACUGUCAUUCUCAGAGGUUGGAGCUCAGCCAGGACACAGAGUGCUGAGGAAGCCCCACAUCUGCACUUUGCCUGGAUGUUUUGUUAAGCAGGUGGAAGUUGGUGGUCAGGAAGACCUGGCUCCACCCUCCUGAGUCCUAGCUCUUCUCCAGGGCCAUUGAUGAAGUCAUUCUUGAAGGAGGGGCCCACGAAAAUCUCAAAAAUUACAAAGCACAAGCUCUGGAAAAGGUCUUCAUGUUUGGGGAUGAGCCGAAAGCAGGACAGCAUGCUAGCUAAGAGUGGAGAAUAUGGAGUCUUGCCUUCAAAUCCUGGCAGUUGGAUAACACUGAGAAGUUAGUUAACCUUUCCAAGCCUCUGCUCUCUCAUCUAUGAAAUGGGUAUGACAGUGCUUACCACAAAGGGUUGACUAAAUGACCUCAAGAAUAUAAAGCUCUUUGCACAAUGCCUGGCAUACCCUAAAUCUCAUAUCUAGUCAAUGUUAGUUAUGAUGGAAAAGAAGGAGUUAAGUAGCUCAGUGUGGCUUUUCAUUCUCAAAAAGCCAUUUUAUUUUGAAUUCAAGGGAAAAAAGAGAAAUGUUUCUCAAAACUUCAAACCUUUCAUAAUUUUACUUUAUUCAACUGGCUCUCAUGCAAAAAUAAACAAAUGAAAGCUAUUUAGCUCUUGUUUUGUCCAAAUCCUUAUUUCACAAAUAAGGAACUGGGUCCCAAAGAAGAAAAAGAACUUGUCCAAUGUCUCAGGCUAAGUUGCUGGCAGAGAGUCCAGAAUUCCAACAGCCUCCCAUGACAUUUGUUUCCAAGGCCCAAGAUCCUUGAGAGGAAUUAUGAGAAGAGAGGAAGGCAAUAAAUACGCCGCCCUGCAACAGCUGAGACAGUCUGAGCUGACUUCACAGGCUGAUUCUGCAUCUAACAAAGCACCACCCACAGAGGCCACCACUUACGCAGAUACCAGGGUUCAGGAUGCCCAAACUGUUUUCUUUCCUCCUGGACCAUUUAGACUAGCAUCAAGGGAAGUUAACAUCAAGCCCCCAAAUGGCAUAAAUAUCUGUGCUUAGAAUCAAAACCUAAAAGAAGUGAUACUGUGGUCAAUCCAGGACUAAAAUCCAGACCUCCUAAACAUUCCAAUUAGGGACUUACCAACCCACCCAGAUGGCUGUUCUCAUUUUCAUUACUGUGUAACAAACUUGCACCAAAACUCAGUGAAGUAGCCAAAUUCUGUGGGUCCAGAAGUGGACAGGGCAUGGCAGGGACAUCUCUUCUCUGUGCCACAGUGUCUGGGACUGAGGUGGGAAGACUCAAAGUUUCACAAGCAUGACUCAUACACACACACAGGAAUUUUCUAGAGGUUUCUUUGCCCUCCUGUCUGGUACCUGCAUUGGGAUGAAGUGAAGAUUUGGUCUGCCACUUACCCUGCAUGUGGCCUCUCCACAUGACUUGGGCUUCCUCACAGCAUGGCAGUUCCUAGGUAGUCACGGCAGUUCAGGCUCCAAGCAAGGGUACUCCCAUGAACAAGGAAUACUUUUUAUGACCCACCCUCAAAUGGGUGGCAACACUUAGCACAUGGCAUAGCUUCCAUCAUACUUUACUGGUCAAAGCAGUUACAAGCUCACCUAGAUUCAAGGUAAGGGGAUGAAGAUGCCACAUCUCAAUAGGAUUGUCAUCAAAUUCGCAGGCAUUUUUUUAGAGUGUAGCUGCCCCUUGCAUGUGUAUAUCACCAGCCUAAAAAUGCCCUUUCAGCUCUGCGAGCUCAGUUCCAUAUUUUAUAGCGCCUCCAUCCUCAACCCUACAAAUAAAGCAGGAACACUGUGCUUAAACAAAAUAACAUUUUAUCUGAGUCCUGACCCUUGACUGGGGCUCCCUGGCAGGACUCUGGUUAGGGUGGCCACUUACUUCCAUGAUAUUGUUCAUUCAUCCCUUUUAUUCUGUCUCCUAAUCUACUCCAUUGCUAAGACGUUUCAGUUCUAUUUCAAAAUAUAUCUGGAGUCCUUCCACUCCUCCCCACCCCCACUGAUGACAGCCUUAUCAGAGCACAUCACUCUCCUGCUAUCUUUCAUCAACUUCUGCUGCUCUUAGAGUGGAAUCUAACUUUUGGUCCCCCAAGAGCAUUAGUGUGCAGGACCCGGCCCUGCCUACCCUCCGAGCUCACUCAUCUCACUCUCCUUCUGGCUUAUUGUUUUCCAGCCUCACCAACCUCUCUCUUCCUCCAAGCCAUCUCCAGGCCCUUGCACUUGCCCCUCCUCCUGGAAUGCCCUUUCUGCAGCUAUUUGCACACCUGCUCAUUCUGAUCCUUCGAAUGUCAGCUCAAAUGUCUCCUCUUCAGAAAGGCUUCUCUGAGCACCCUCUCCAUACACCUUUGGUCCCUUCAUGCCAGUCAUCAUAAUCUGUAAUGACUAUGACAUCUUUAUCUUUGUGUUUGUUUUCUGAUGAGUGCAGGGACCUUGUUUUCUUGUUCCCUGCUCUGCCCCUUGCACCCAGAAUCCUCUCUGGUCCACAGCAUGUGCUCAAUAAGUAUCUGUGAAAUGAAUGAGCCAGAUGCAAUGCUGCAUAGCUUGUGGGAGCAGAAGAAAUUGAGUCCAUAAGUUUAUUUACUCUUAAAAAGCAAAUUACAGCAGUCCCCUAUACCUGCUGGUGAUUCCACCGGUCAACAAAGAAUGUGCUUUAUAAAACAAAGUAGAAAGAAUUGAAGAAUAUUAGUGCCUUGGUAGGGCCCUCAGAGAUCAUUUAAUUUCUCAUUUUGUAAAUGAGAAAACCAGAACCCAGAGAGGUUGUGGGAUUUUACCCAAGAUCAUAACCAUUUCUUCAUAGCACAAUCUUUCUUAGUGUUUAAUUUCUUUAAUUAAACAAGCAAUUGUCCACUGAAAAAAAAUGAAAACUAUAUAGAAAUAUGUCUCGUAAAGAUUGGACCUCCCCCGUUCUCACUCCAUACUCCAGGAGGGACCGCUGUUUCUACUUCGAAGAGAAUCCUUUCAGGCUCCUUUGUGUGUGAUUAAAAACACAUAUGUGCAUACUUACGCAUCUAAAUCUUUGCUGUAACACUUCACUAUCUUGAAAAUUACCUUAGACUUAGAAAUAAAAAGACUUCUUUAUGAAUGCAUUAUUUUAAUCACCACCAGCUGCAGUGGUUUCAAGAAAAGGGAUUCCAGUGUGUGCUACUCAGUAACUGAGGGAAGAAAGCCCAUGG